Penicillium daleae is the source of this 411-nucleotide messenger RNA. RefSeq lists its product as uncharacterized. Bases 1 to 411 code for a protein of 136 amino acids. Lineage: Eukaryota; Fungi; Ascomycota; Eurotiomycetes; Eurotiales; Aspergillaceae. The transcript has 2 exons. The record is from RefSeq and is a predicted model, not a curated record.
AUGUUUGAGCGACGAGCGGCCGAUCGAUAUCGCCUGCGGAUGCACCGUGCCCGCUCUGCAGUGCUGACCUCGGACGAAAUCGUCGAGGUGCGCGCUGCUCAGCGAACCUUUGAAGGUGCCUACGUCCGUACUGCUCUCUCCCAGUUCUCCUUCGCCCUCGUCGUCCUCAAGAUCUUCACCGCCGAGUUCUACAGUAUCGGUGCGCUGUUUGCCAUUUACGGUACCGGUGUCCUCAUUAUUGGCUUGUUUCGCCGCUCCCAGGGAAACCGACAAUUUUUCUCAGAAGUGGGAGAUGAUGGCAUCCAUCGACACAAGUUUCGGACCAGUGGAAAUGCCGUGGUGGUGCUGACUGCGCUGAGUGUAGCCGCCUACGCCUGCCUGAUCGGCCUCACUGUGAACCUGAGCAACUAG